CACGCACGCAGCACGUCCGCCGCUCGCUUCCUGCCGCGGCGGCCUCGGAGGCGGCCUGACGGGACCCGCGCCCGGCCUCCCGGAGCGGUAUGCGGCGCUGACGAGCGGGACCCUCCGCGGCGGCGCCAUGAACCUCCUGCCGUGCAACCCGCACGGCAACGGGCUGCUCUACGCCGGCUUCAACCAGGACCACGGGUGCUUUGCGUGCGGGAUGGAAAAUGGAUUCCGAGUCUACAACACCGAUCCGCUGAAAGAAAAAGAGAAGCAAGAGUUUCUGGAAGGAGGAGUCGGCCACGUCGAAAUGCUGUUCCGCUGCAACUACUUAGCGUUAGUUGGCGGUGGGAAAAAACCAAAGUACCCUCCCAACAAAGUGAUGAUCUGGGACGACCUGAAGAAGAAGACCGUCAUCGAGAUCGAGUUUUCCACGGAGGUCAAGGCGGUCAAGCUGCGGCGGGACAGGAUCGUGGUGGUUUUGGACUCCAUGAUCAAGGUGUUUACAUUCACACACAACCCCCACCAACUGCACGUCUUUGAAACCUGCUAUAACCCUAAAGGCCUCUGUGUCCUGUGCCCCAACAGCAACAACUCCCUCCUGGCCUUCCCGGGCGCGCACACCGGCCACGUGCAGCUCGUGGACCUGGCCAGCACCGAGAAGCCGCCCGUGGACAUUCCCGCCCACGAGGGCGUCCUGAGCUGCAUCGCCCUCAACCUGCAGGGAACAAGAAUCGCAACUGCGUCUGAAAAGGGGACCCUUAUAAGAAUAUUUGAUACUUCAUCAGGGCAUUUAAUCCAGGAGCUGCGAAGAGGGUCUCAAGCAGCGAACAUUUAUUGCAUCAACUUCAACCAGGACGCGUCCCUCAUCUGUGUGUCCAGCGACCACGGCACGGUGCACAUCUUCGCCGCGGAGGACCCGAAGCGGAACAAGCAGUCGAGUCUGGCCUCGGCCAGUUUCCUCCCGAAAUACUUCAGCUCCAAGUGGAGCUUCUCCAAGUUCCAGGUGCCCUCGGGCUCUCCGUGCAUCUGUGCCUUCGGAACAGAGCCAAAUGCCGUCAUCGCGAUCUGUGCUGACGGCAGCUACUACAAGUUCCUGUUCAACCCCAAGGGGGAGUGCAUCCGAGACGUCUACGCCCAGUUCCUGGAGAUGACCGAUGACAAGCUGUGACCCCGCCUCCGCAGAGCGGUCGGCACCCACGGCCGAGCGCCCCGCGGUGCUGGGUGCGCCCAGACUCCUGGGGCCUCGUGGGCCAUGGGCCGGAGGGACUGCCCGGGGACCUGGGCCUGGAAGCCGCACGCGGCCAUCUGUUUCCCUCCGCAGAGCUUCGCAUUCCCAGUGUUGGAGGGGGAACCACCGUCGAGGCCCCACGGACACUCACGUAGCUCUGGGCAGCCCGAGCUGGACACUGGCUGGUCACCAGGGGUGCGGGCGCGGCGGCAGCUUCAGCGACCACCACUCCCCACGCCUGCGCCGGGGCUCCGCACGGACUGGGGGCCUGGGCGGGCGCGGGGCGGACACACCGAGGUUUGCUCUGGGAACAGAUCCCAUUGUGUUCACCGAGUCCGCGACGGGGAGGUGGGCGGCCGUGUGUAGAUGUCAGUCCUCACGCGACGGCCAGAGGUGGCAAGAGCAGCAGCACCAGCAGCUUGCCUUGCGGAAGGGGAGGGGCGUGUCCUCCCGUCCGAGCCCGAGGCAGAGAUGCCGCUGUGUCAGGCACAGGCGGCCGCUCCCCCGGGAGCCCUGCUGCAAGGUCCCCGCCUGCUGCGACCGGCGUCCUGUGUCCUGGGGCGGCUGUGGGCUCCGAGGCCGCCGCCAGGCCCACCCGUGGGCAGGGCACGUGAGCCUCGCCUGGGUCCCCUGGGGAGGCGGCGGUGACACGGCCCCCUGCUGUGUGCAGGGGCAGAGUCGUGCAGUGUCACCUGAGGCAGAGAACCCGGAGGGGCAGGGUCGGUGUCCCCGCAGGGCGGGUGGGACCCCCGCGCCCGUCUCCCAGCGCCGGCGGGGUGGGCCGCUCACUGCGGUCCCGGCUGUGGGCUCCCCCCCCGCCAUCGGUCGGUGCCGCUUGAGUCUGCAUCUGGGCUCCGUCCGUCCCCUCUGGAGGCCCCGGGUCACGGCUUUCGGUUCACGUCGCAGACACCUGGAGCCUGCGCAGCAAGUCCUCCGUCCGCCUGUCCGUCACUCUCCUGUAAUCGCUAACUUUGUACGUGGGUUUCAGCGUCCAGCAUGCAUGUUCUGUCAUGUGUAUUUAAUCAUGCAGUUUAAUUUUGCACACUUGUUUUUAAUGUUUCUUUUAAAUAAAAGUGACUAAUUUUGUUGUA
This is a messenger RNA of Phyllostomus hastatus (greater spear-nosed bat), 2313 nucleotides long. It is a transcript of the gene WDR45B, whose product is annotated as WD repeat domain 45B. The transcript has 10 exons. Gene Ontology annotation, molecular function: phosphatidylinositol-3,5-bisphosphate binding; phosphatidylinositol-3-phosphate binding; protein binding. The record is from RefSeq and is a predicted model, not a curated record. Lineage: Eukaryota; Metazoa; Chordata; Mammalia; Chiroptera; Phyllostomidae. Gene Ontology annotation, cellular component: phagophore assembly site membrane; extrinsic component of membrane; cytosol. Gene Ontology annotation, biological process: protein localization to phagophore assembly site; protein lipidation; nucleophagy. Bases 128 to 1162 code for a protein of 344 amino acids.